Austrofundulus limnaeus is the source of this 5601-nucleotide messenger RNA. RefSeq names its product WNK lysine deficient protein kinase 4a (gene wnk4a). Gene Ontology annotation, biological process: protein phosphorylation. Bases 803 to 5314 code for a protein of 1503 amino acids. Gene Ontology annotation, molecular function: ATP binding; protein serine/threonine kinase activity. NCBI's taxonomy places the organism in Eukaryota, Metazoa, Chordata, Actinopteri, Cyprinodontiformes, Rivulidae. The record is from RefSeq and is a predicted model, not a curated record. The transcript is spliced from 21 exons.
UAUUGUGGAUACAAAYUAAAUUUAUGAGAUUUUUAAAUUGUGUUUUUAUUCACAUUUUUAACUUUUUCAGAGCUGGAUGGUCUGCUCACAUUAUGUGCUGUAAAGAUGACAGCUUCAGGGAAUUGGGUGUGUUUACUGAUUAAAGAAUAUAAAAAAAACUUGUGGGACAGGUGGGGCUCAGUGUGGCCUUGGCUGAUACUGUUUCAGAGGCAGCUGUUCUCCGCGGUUUGGCGCCUCCUGCUGGUCAGACCAGACCAAAGUUCUUCUCUUAUCUCCCUAAUUUGAGGUUUAUCAAAUGAGCUCAGCACAAAGCUGGUGUGGAGUGACUCACGAGAUAAACGUUGAUUCAUCUGAAUUUAACCAAUGAUUUGGAAAUGAGAAUUUACGCACGAGCUUUGACGCCAAACUAUUAGUUUUUUUCUUUAAAUCAGACUCUUAUUUUGCUGAAGUGGUGAGAUGAGACACAGCAGCACUCAAACGUUUUGGGCUGUAAUAAAAUGUGCUGGUUUUAAGGCUCUUUGGUUAACCAGGACUGCCUGGAAGCGCUCCGGUCUGGAUGGACUUGUCUUUGCGCGUCACGGGGGCGGAGUCGGGAGCGCGCACGGAGAGCGUCCAGGACGCACAACCCAGCUUUUUUUUUUUUUUUCUUAAUAUUGGCUGCUCCGUUCUUCCACAGGAGUUUAUGUCUUCAAGUCUCUGCGUUGAGGAGACAGAAGAGAGAACGACGCAAUCUAACCGAGUGUUUAAACUAUGAUGUGCUCACUUUGCGCACUGAGAUAAUCCGGGAAAUGCUUCUCUUCGCAUGAGCAAGAUCACAUCAGGAUCUGAACCUGCCACAAUAAUGUCUCACGCACAGGUUGAGAGACCAGGACUGGCUUUCCCGGGCCUCUCCGUGGACAUGACGGACGACUGCCUGUCCCGGGUCCCCACCGUGCUCAGGACGCACGGCUUGGGCGCGCGGAGGAACUCGUACGGGCUGCAGAAGAUCACCAUGGACAUCGACUCUCCUCUGUACAGCAGCGCCCUGUCCAAAGCCCUGUCCUGGUCCGCCGAGAACAUCCUGACGCUGGCCGAGUCCAGAGCGGAGGAGGAGGAGGAGAAAACCGACGAGACUCCGCCGCCCUCCUCCCCGCCGGCGGCUUCCAGCUCCGGCGGCGGCGGCGGAGGAAGCGCGCCCMCGGGCAGCCGUGAGCCCGCCCCGGGGGGGUCCAGGUCCAGCGCUCACGACGCCAGCUCGGACUCCGACAACGACCUUCACCUCAAACAGACCAAGAUCUUGUCCCGCAUCACCUUUGACACUCAGUGGGAGCAGGAGGAGAAGGAGGACGUGGAGACCAAAGCUGUGGCGACCUCUCCGGAUGGAAGGUACCUCAAGUUCAACAUAGAGAUCGGCAGGGGGUCCUUCAAGACGGUCUACAAAGGUCUGGACACAGAGACUACCGUGGAYGUGGCAUGGUGUGAACUCCAGACACGUAAGCUAACCAAAGCAGAGCGGCAGCGUUUCAGCGAGGAAGUGGAGAUGCUAAAGGGCCUCCAGCACCCAAACAUCGUUCGCUUCCACGAUUCCUGGAAGUCGACGAUGAAGGGCCACAAGUGCAUCAUCCUCAUCACUGAACUCAUGACCUCCGGCACUUUAAAGACGUACUUGAAGAGGUUCAAAGAGAUGAAGCUGAAACUGCUGCAGCGCUGGAGUCGUCAGAUCCUUAAAGGGCUUCACUUCCUGCACACGCGCACUCCUCCCAUCAUCCACCGGGACCUCAAGUGUGACAACAUCUUCAUCACCGGCCCCACCGGCUCCGUCAAGAUCGGUGACCUGGGGCUGGCCACGCUUAAAAGUGCCUCUUUUGCUAAAAGUGUCAUUGGAACACCAGAGUUCAUGGCGCCGGAGAUGUACGAGGAGAAGUACGACGAAGCCGUGGACGUCUACGCCUUGGGGAUGUGCAUCCUGGAGAUGGCCACCUCRGAGUACCCGUACUACGAGUGCCAAAACGCCGCCCAGAUCUACCGCAAAGUCACCAGCGGCAUUAAACCCGACAGUUUCUACAAAGUAAAAGUCCCAGAACUCAAAGAGAUCAUCGAGGGCUGCAUUCGUAUGAACAAAGAUGAAAGGUAUACCAUUCAGGACCUCCUGGAUCACCCGUUCUUCCAGGAGAACAACGGCGUGCACGUGGAGCUGGCGGAGGAGGACGACAUGGUGAAGCCGGACCUGAAGCUGUGGCUGCGCAUGGACGACACCAAGAAGCUCCACGGGAAGUACAAGGACAACAAUGCCAUAGAGUUCCUCUUCGAGCUCUACAAAGACGUGCCCGAGGAGGUGGCUCAGGAGAUGGUCGUGCUUGGCUUCGUGUGCGAGGCGGACUUUAAGAUCGUGGCCAAGGCCAUACGAGACAGGGUGACGACCAUCAAGAGGCAGAGGGAGAAGCUGCAGCGGCAGGCGGAGCGGAAGAGGAAGCAGGCACGAGAGGCGAUCGAGGAAGAGCCGGAGCCUCAGUCGCCUUCGCCCAAAGUCAGCGAUGUCAUCACAGCCAGGUCCCCCACCCCGGCCCUGACGCCCUUGGCCUCCAUGACGUCCCCCAUCACCAGCUCUGCAGACUCCGGCGUCAGCUCCAGCUACCCCGCAGAGCCGGAGGAGCCCGAGGUGGAUCAGCACUUCCACGUCCGCUACAACAGCCUGUCUUCAGCUAACUCUGACUGUGAGACGGACGGCGACCAGAGUUCCUCCGGACUUCAGGAUCCACUGGAGGCCAACAGCUUUAACUCCCCCGCAUCCCCUUCAAACACGCAAACCAGCUCCCCCGUAGUAAAUGGCCUCCCCUUUCCAGCCGUGCGCUUCCCUUCGAGCAUCGCAGUUCUCAGUAACACAGAACGCGGACAUUCAGGACCUGCAAGCGACUUCAGCUCACCUGUAGACAGCUACGCCUCCGAUGUGACCUCAGGUCUGAGCGACGGUUACGAGGGCCUGUCGGAGAAGAGCGAGAAAUCCGCCGCGAAGCGAAACGCCGCCAAGCUGUUCAGGAGGAGGGCGCGCUCCAGGCUUCGCAUCACAGGGCUCUCUGACAAAGCYGACCGAGUGGUCGAGUGUCAGCUGCAGACGCACAACGACAAGAUGGUGACCUUCAAGUUCGAUCUGGACGGAGACAACCCAGAAGACAUUGCUGCUGUCAUGGUGCACAAAGAGUUCAUCCUCCCCUCAGAGAAGGAAGGAUUCAUCCAUCGAAUGGGUGACAUCAUCAAACGUGCCGAGGCUCUGAUGGCCAAAGAGCCGCCGGUUCACCCCAGCACGCUGCGGCUCGCACAGCUGGCAUCCCACGGCGGCGUGAACUCCCUGUCCACGUCACAGCCUAAUCUGCACAGCCACACCAUUCCUCGAACACACUCCUCCUCCUCUCUGCCUGACGACAGUGUGGCUAACCCGACUGUAGGYCUGCGUGGCGCUGCCCUGCGUCCUAACGGCGAGGUCUUCGGUCCAGACAUUGCUUCACCUGGGCGACCUCUUUUACGCUCGCAGUCUUUCCACUACGCCCCAGGUUCUCCGCUCGCCUACCAGCAUCACAGCCGCACCUCUUCUCUGCUCUCCCACCAGCAGCACUACCAUGUGCCCUACCUGGGCCAGACGCACUUCCCCUUCCCUUACCCGGGUUCUCCGGGUUCUCCGAAGCCAGCGGGGGUCCACCCGCCGCUAACUCGGGUAGCCAGCAACCCCACCUUCCCGUCCGUGCCCUCCCCYACCCCCAGCUCCCCCAGUCCCAUAAAUGAGACCUUCAGCCCUACAAACGAGAGCGCCACCAUGUCCCCGCCGACGCCGCAGCAGCAGCACCCCAACAUGUGGCCCGCCCACACGCAGCCGUUGUUCUCCCUGGCGAAUGUCAUCUCCAUGGCCAUGAGCAUGGCCCAGUCCUUCAUCCCCCCCGGUAACCUCCCCACCCAGGGCAUGCCCCCCUAUCCGGGCUUCCACCCGCAGCUACCCAGCCCMUUAGCCUCUCAGCCGGGUUACCCCGCCCUCUACCCGAACCAUUACCAGGCCCCAGCGCAGCCUGUGGAGCUCCCCUACCUGCCGGUGGGCAUCUACCCAAGCCCCGAGGCUGCGCCUCACAUGGAAGCAGCGGCGUUUUACCACAACCUUCAUCCACAGUGGCAACAUCCCGUGUCGCCACCUUCCGUGCCUUCCACCCCGUCCACUCCUCCACAGGCAGCCAGACCCAGCGGCUCCCCCAGUCCCACUAAAGAGGACGGCUCCACUGCACCACACUCAGCCCAGCUGCAGCCAAAAACCAGUUCAGACGGGUCCAAGUCGUCAGAUCUUUCCCCGCCACCUCCUGUGAGCCCKAAAAACAAAGUGUCCUCAGUCAGUAGUCACUUCCAUCCAGCAGGACCUGAGACAAACACCAGUCCUACAAAACUGAAAACUUCUCCUGAUGRAUCUGUUACCGUCGGGAGGUUCCAGGUGACCCCCAGCAUCGACAUCCCCGACCCCGUCGCACCCGCUGCACCGCAGACGACCGGGAGCCCCCAGUCUGAGAGCAGCACGGAGGAGCAGGUGGAGUCUGAAACCAGCAUGGGCACCUCCCUCACCAUGUCCCCUCCUCACCCCGACAGAGGCACUUCCACAGGGGUCCAGCAGGAGGCUGGCAACCCACCYGGGUGGGCUGUGAGCCAGGAGCAGCAACAGCAGCAGCAUCGUCGACACGACAGAGGAGGUGAAGGAGAAGAAGGUGAAGACGAGGAGGAGGAGGAGGUGCUGGAGGAGCGGUCGAGGGCGAGGAAGAGAGGGCGCAGGAGGACGUGCAGCCUCAGCCUGAUGGGGACAUCGGCCGACAGCGGCCUCUCGGUGACCGCCGCCGACCCCGAGGGGAGGCUGUGGGACGGCGCGGCGGGGAGCCCUCAGUACGGCAACGCUCUUCAUCACCUGUGGAUGACGACGUACAACCGAAACACCCCGUACCUGAGCAGCGACGACUCGGACAGCGACGGCGAGGAGAUGCUGGUGGAGCUUCAGGAGCUCAGAGAGAAACAUCUGUCAGAGGUCCAGACUCUGCAGGCGGCCCAGAAGAGAGAGAUCGAGGAGCUGUAUGAGAGGAUGGGGAAGGUUCCCCCGCCGGGCAUCGUCUCUCCUGCUGCCAUGCUGUCCAGUCGGCAGCGCCGCCUGUCCAAAGGGAGCGGCUUCUCCUCGUCUCGCAGGAACAGUCUGCAGCGCGUGGACAUGGUGCCCCUCCAAGGCAUCAUUAGGAGAAACUCUCUCGGCAGCAGCAGCAGCGGCUCGCAGGAUAAACACAGUAAAGGCGUCACCUUUGCCAAAGACAUAAGUAGAAUGUAAGACGCAGCAAAGCAUGCUGAAGAUCUGGACUACCUCAUCUGAAGUGGGACUGCAGUCAAAGCGGUCUUUAACCCCYCGUCACCGGCACGCCGAUCAACACWCUGCUUCCCUUCGUCACCAAUCACACGCCGGAGCUCACUUACCUCAAACUGAUAGAAACUGUUACUGAUGGAGCGUCCAGCUCUCACAUCUGCUGACAUCGCUGCAGCUCAGUGUGUCUGCUUUCUGUUAAAAGUGACAUUUCUCUCUCUCUCUCUCCUGUAAAUAAAUGGUUUGGACGUAUUGAA